This is a messenger RNA of Lycium barbarum (goji berry), 2774 nucleotides long. RefSeq names its product putative pentatricopeptide repeat-containing protein At1g12700, mitochondrial. The coding region runs from base 161 to 1948 and encodes 595 amino acids. Gene Ontology annotation, molecular function: protein binding. The transcript has 2 exons. The record is from RefSeq and is a predicted model, not a curated record. NCBI's taxonomy places the organism in Eukaryota, Viridiplantae, Streptophyta, Magnoliopsida, Solanales, Solanaceae.
AAACUCAAAGCACAGAAACUGUUAGAUGCCUACUCACGGGAUUAUUUUGAACCUACCGUAAAACAUAAGGGACUAAUUUCGUCAUUAUCUCAUUUGCCCUCUGUACACACUCCCUCAAAAUUGUUCCAAAAUUAGGGCAAUACUCUCUCACUCACUGAAGAUGAAGAUAAUCUCUCUGCGAAAUGGUAUUAUUCCCUUAUUCUCUUUCUUUGAUGUUUCCCAUUCUUGUUCUGCAAUUACAGUUUAUUAUUCAACUCAUAGUAAUACAUCCAUUUAUGCAAAGGGUAAACUUGGGUUAAAUACCAAGAUUGAGAAUGUUAAGUGUUUUGAUGAUGCUGUUACUCUCUUCCAUCAAUUGGUUAGAAUGAAGCAUCUUCCUUCAGUUGUCAGUUUCUCUAAAUUGUUUAAGACUAUACUAACUAUGAAGCAUUAUUCUGCUGUGGUUUCUCUUUUUCGAGAAAUGCAGAAAAAGGAUAUCCCAAUUAGUAAUUCCAUCUUGAGUAAUGUGAUUAACAGUUACUGCCUGAUGCGUCGUGCUGAUUGUGCGUUUUCGGUUUUACCCAUUUACUUGAAGAAUGGCAUUCCAUUUGAUAAUAUCACCUUUACCACUCUAAUAAGGGGAAUCUUUGCUGAAAAUAAGGUCAAAGAUGCAGUUGAGUUGUUCAAAAAAUUGGUGAGAGAGAAGAUUUGUGAGCCCAACGAAGUCAUGUAUGCAACCGUCAUGAAUGGGCUCAGUAAAACAGGUCAUACUGAGAAGACUUUGAGUUUGCUCCGACUAGUGGAACAAGAGAACACUAAGCCCAACAUCUAUAACUACAACAUUGUUGUUGAUGCCCUUUGCAAAGAUAGAAACUUAGAUGCUGCCAUCAGCCUUUUGAAUGAGAUGAAGCAGAAAGGCAUUCCUCCGGACAUAAUCACUUAUAAUUCAUUAAUUGAUGGUUUUUGUAAGCUUUGUCAAUGGGAAAAGGUUAAGACUUUGUUCUCUAAGAUGGUGAACUUUAAUCUUUAUCCAAAUGUGCGUACCUUUAACAUACUUAUAGAUGGAGUAUGCAAAGAAGGGAAAGUUGAAGAUGCCGAGGAAGUAAUGAGACACAUGACCCAUAAAGGUGUAGAGCCUGAUGUGAUCACCUACAAUGCGAUAAUGGACGGAUAUUGUUUACGUGGUCAACUGGAUAGAGCGAGGAGGGUUUUUGAUUUCAUGAUAGAUAAGAAUAUUGAACCUAGCAUUAUUAGCUAUGGCGUACUAAUAAAUGGAUACUGUAAGAAAAAGAAAUUGACCGAGGCAAUGCAAUUGUUUCAUGAAAUUUCUCAAAAGGGAUUAAAACCUGAUAUCUUUACCUACACUACUAUCUUACAAGGUCUAUUUGAAGUUGGAAGAAUUGUAUCUGCUAGAAAAAUUUAUGAUGAGAUGUUGUCUGCGGGGCCCGAUCCUAAUCUAUACACUCAUGUCACGUUGCUCAAUGGUUAUUUUAAGUAUGGACUUGUUGAAGAAGCAAUGUCGUUCGUUAAUAAGUUGGAAAAAAAGAUAGAAUAUGCUAGUAAUGAAUUUUACAAUGUUGUCAUUAAUGGAUUGUGCAAAAAUGGUAAAGUCGACAAAGCUCGUGCUACCUUUGAGAAGCUUUCUUCAAUUGGAUUGCUUCCAAAUGUGAUUACAUAUAAUACAAUGAUAAAUGGAUUUUGUCUAGAAGGUUUGUUAGAUGAAGCUAAAGAUAUGCUAAGAAAAAUGGAGGACAACGGUUGUUUGCCGAACAAUGUGACUUACAAUGUCUUUGUGCAAGGAUUUCUCAGGUGUAACAAAAUUAGUGGAAUGACAACUUUUAUGAAGGAAAUGACGGGAAGGGGCUUCUCAUUUGAUGCAACUACGUCUGAGAUACUAGUAAAGGUUAUAAGUGUGAAUCCUUCCGUCCUUGACAUGAUACCAGAGCUUCACUCGAAAAAUAAGAAGUGAAUAUUUCUUUCGCAUUGUUUAUUUGCCUAUGCUGCCACUAUUGUAUCUAUAGGUCACACAAAGAGAAGUUUACUGCUACUCCGAGGUUCUCCUUAUACUAUCUCCAGAUAACUUUGACGAAAUUGUGCUAGAAGGGACCAAGGAUGUUUUGGUUGAAUUUUAUGCUCCGUGGUAAGUUUGAAGUGGCUUAUCACAAGUCAUUCACUUGAUUUUGGAAUUGAUAGGUAAGUUCUAUUUCUAAAGUCUUGGUAACAUCAACAUCCUGACAUUGCUAUCUUCAGUAGGAAAAUCAAAAUCUAACUGUGGUACCUCUUUAAAAAGUGAAAGUUUUGAUGGUCAAUAGCUCGACACAACCAUCUUGUUUUUUCCUAUCCCCUGUAGAAUCUUAGUGCCCUGAGAUGUUAGUUUUAUCCCUCAUUUGUGGAUCUGGAAAUUUUGUGCACUGCUGAAAUUUCUAUGUCCCAUUGGCAGAGUUUCAGUCUUAAGUGGGAAGCUGGUAGUCAGAAGCUGUAGCUUGAGUGCUUCCUCAGGAGCAAUUAUAUGUGUUUCAAAAUGACAAGAGUUGCAUCUAUAUCUAAUUGAAACUAAUUUCUGAGCCUGGUCUCAUGCAUAAUGAACAACUAUAUGAGCUGGACUUCUCUCUCAAGAUUGCAUAUGAGUAACUCCAUAUGUCAUCAAAUGUGUUUUGUUACCUUUAUCGAGGCAAAACAUCUUGAUAUGCAAGAGCUUUCAGUAAUCAAGUAGAGGUUUUUUUCAUUUGUAGUUUUUUCCUCAGGGCAGAUCAUCUUGUUCAUGGUAGCAGUUAAUGGGUAAACUGUGGUAUGCG